AUGGAUCCUGUAUCGGACAUUCGACAACGCCGUAAGGAAGAAGACAAUACCUCAGGUCCGUCAACUCGGAGUUUUACAAAGAAGCUUGAGAAGCUAGAUAUUUAUCCCAAGAUUGGAGAUGACUAUGUAAUUAAAACGGAGAGCGGUGGAUUUGUUUCGUUGUUUUCGGGGUUCAUUAUUAUCAUUUUGUUUGUGUCUGAGUUGACGAACUAUCUGAAGGUAAAUCGAACGGACGUUAUCACAAUCGAUAACACCCGCAACGAAAAACUCCAAAUUAAUUUCAACAUAUCUCUCUAUGGAAUUCCUUGCAGUGAAGCUUCUCUCGACAUCAUGGACAUAUCAGGACAGCAGCAAAUGGGCGUGACGUCUCGGAUUGUCCAACUCGAUCUCGAUGAAAACCACAAACCUGUCAACAUGGCAUUGUCCUCUGUCUUGUACGAAAAAAACAUCGAUCCUGCGUGUGGCAGCUGCUUUGGCGCCUCUCUCUCAAACGUCUGCUGCAACACGUGCGAUGAUGUGCUUUCUGCGUACGAGCGUCGUGGUUGGGACACGUGGUUCGUCUCCAAAUACUCUCCGCAGUGCCGCAAGAACAACGACGAGGUGAAAAAGCCGCGCGUGAACAGUCAAGGCUGCAUGAUGUGGGGCGUUCUGGAAGUGAACAAAGUGGCCGGCAAUUUCCACAUCGCCGUGGGCCACGCCGCCAAUCGCGACAGUCACCACAUCCACUCCUUCAACCCCCUGAUGAUCAGCAAAUUCAACGUAACGCACCACAUCGAGAAAUUGAGUUUCGGAGAACACAUUCCGGGGAUCCAAAACCCGCUGGACGGGCACGACAUGGUGGCAGAGAGUUUGACGUCGCAGAAUUAUUACUUGAAAGUCAUGCCGACGGUGUAUUCGAAUCGAACUUCCACGGUGGUGUCCAAUGAGCUCUCCGUGAACGAGGUCUCGCGGCGCGUGGAGAUGACGCCCUUCGGGCAGAUCACGUCGCUGCCGGGGAUCUUCUUCAUCUACGAUAUCACGCCGUUUAUGCACGUGGUGACGGAGAGUCGGAUCGCCUUCGCGCAUUUCCUGGUUCGCGUCUGCGCGGUGAUCGGCGGCGUGGCGGCUGUAGGGGCAGAGAGAGAGAGGUGA
Molecule: messenger RNA, 1131 nt
Organism: Blastocystis hominis
Lineage: Eukaryota; Bigyra; Opalinata; Blastocystidae
Exons: 6
Coding region: 1-1131 (376 amino acids)
Cellular component (GO): COPII-coated ER to Golgi transport vesicle; endoplasmic reticulum
Source: RefSeq, a predicted model, not a curated record